Messenger RNA from Protomyces lactucae-debilis, 1826 nucleotides. RefSeq lists its product as uncharacterized. Gene Ontology annotation, biological process: translesion synthesis. Gene Ontology annotation, molecular function: damaged DNA binding; DNA-directed DNA polymerase activity. The transcript has a single exon. The record is from RefSeq and is a predicted model, not a curated record. Lineage: Eukaryota; Fungi; Ascomycota; Taphrinomycetes; Taphrinales; Protomycetaceae. The coding region runs from base 58 to 1788 and encodes 576 amino acids.
CUUCAAAGAGUUUCAGACACCACAACGCAGCACUCAGCACAAGAGAUACAGCCAUGGAUGGACGCCAGAGUCAUCAUCCAGCUCGAUCUAGACUACUUCUAUGCACAGUAUGAAGCCUCCGUCAAUCCAGCCCUCCGCAACCACCCAUUUGCUAUACAACAAAAACACAUCGUCGUAACAUGCAACUACCUCGCACGCGCAGCGGGUGUCAAGAAAUUACAACUCCUAACAGAUGCGAAACGAGCGUGUCGGGAUCUGAUUAUUGUGAAUGGUGAGGAUAUCACGCGGUAUCGAACGUGUUCAAAGCGCAUCUUUCGGCAUGUUCGAGCAUUGCUUGGUGGAGAUGACAGUCGUGUUCAGCGAUUGGGGAUGGAUGAACUAUGGUGUGAUGUCACUGCCCUUGUUGACUCGCAUAUGGCAGCUGGUACGACGGGUUCUGGUGCAAUCAAGACAUUCGUGUUGGACAAAGAGCACAGCUUUGAGUAUAAUUCAGGAAUACUGGCUGGCCAUGCAAUUGGCGCCAAUAGUGGCACGAUCGCAGACCUCAAGCUACUCAUCGCUUCACAUCUCUGUGCCUACUUGCGAGGGAGCAUCUAUGAAGCCUUUGCGUUGACCUCUUCUGGUGGCAUUUCGACAUCAAAGCUGCUAGCCAAGCUGGUUGGUGGUGAACACAAGCCAGAGAGUCAGACGACGCUGUUUCCUGUGGCGCAUCAAGAGUACAUGGAUGCGAUUGAGCUCAAAAAAAUUGCUGGUGUUGGCUAUACGUUCCUCAAAGUCUUGUACGCCAAGUUUGCCAACCACUCUGAUGCAACUGAGUCGACUGUACCGCUGCUUGAAGAAGAGGAUGAUAUGAAAGUCACAGACACGGAGAAGUACAUGCUGCUAGAAGCUUACAAGCAUACGCCAUUGACAGUUCUGCAAGUACGCAGCACCGUCGAUAAGGCCACGCUCAUCGAUUGGUUUGGCUCAGAACGGGGAAGUUGGUUGUGGGAUAUUCUCCAUUGCAAAGAUGAGUCUAUCGUGGUGCCUUCUUCUCUCUUUCCUAAAAGUAUCAGUGUCGAAGAUUCUUUUCUGCAUUGCCGGACAUUGGACGAGGUACACGCUCAUCUGCUGGAUCUGACAACAGACCUCAUCUCGCGUAUGGAUGCGGACUUGACUGAGGCUGGUCGGUGGGUGCGGUUCCCAAGCAAUGUACGUCUGUCCCCUCGAUUUCGCGUGGAUGCUACAAUUCAAGAUGGUAUUCGACGCCCUCAAAAGGGGUCACGCACAUCAAGAAGUGUCGCACUUCCUGCUGAAGUGUAUGAUAUGGCGAAGUCUUGUCAACAUCGUGCACGCUCGCUCGUCGAUGGUACGAUUCUUCCGUUGUUUAAGCGGAUGGUGAUGGGUCUAGAUGACUGGGAUCUCAAUCUUCUCAAUGUCGCUGUUGCGGAUAUGAAGGAACAACGCACCACGGCUGGCAUCUCGAGUUUCCUCAAGCCUGCAGCCGGUGAAGUGGAUCAACCCCUGCCAUGUCCCGAGGGAAUGGAUGAUUCCGUGUGGUCAGCAUUGGAUGGAACACUGCAGAGGGAAAUGAUGCGCGAUUUGAAGCGCGCGCGUGAGGAUGAAGCUGCACGCGAGAUAGAGAAGCGUGCGCGUGUAGCAGAUCAAGGUGCGGCUAUGAAUGAAGAGGAGGAUGAAGAACAGGUGUGGCCGAGCGAGGAGGAUGAGGAUGAAUUUGGGAUCCAGUGUGAUCGCUGCCACUCUGUUGUUCCCAAGUUUGCCUACCUGGAGCAUGUGUGUCUGCCAUAGGUAUAUAUUACAUAUUGUAAAAGCAUCCAGUCCACUCA